CUGUACGCUUACUCGUUGUGCCGACUUUACCGAUCGCGCCCUCAGAACAUACCACCUCCGGAGUUCGACCCCAGAGGUGCAAGGCAGACAGAAGGAGCACGGCUGUAAAAGCAAGGAUGCCCGCUGUCGUCAGAGAAGCAGGGUUGGAAGGGAUGGUGACGCUUGAAGCACGGCGGUGGGAUCAGGGAGACAACCGAGCGGUCGUAUCACCUACAGCCAUGGCUUUCUUGAUUCCGGUUCUGGUAGUAUUCUUCUUUGCGCCUUUCCUGUGUGUGUUCUGUAUUCGAAGACGAAGACGCGAUACACCGGUCAGACAACGUGCGCGUGCCCCAAUUAAGUUACCUGCACUAGAACGUUCAGAAGCCAGGGAGCGAUUGCAAUCAGUCGUGGAAGUGUCGAGUGUCAUUGAAAACGAAAAGGCGGCAUGUGUGGACAGAGUUGAGGAGAAGAUCGCCUCCGAUAGCGAAUCUACCCUCGAAAAAGAAUGUGCAAUCUGCCUCUCAUCGUUACGUGCGCCUUCUCCGCCAGAGCCCGCGAAGCUGAGUAACGAGUCUACACUUGUUGAUGAGGCUGUAAUGGCGCCAGCUAGAUCAGAAUACGAACAAGAGGAGAUACUGAAGCUGAAGGAUUGUGGCCACGAAUUUCAUGCAGAAUGUCUGAUAUCUUGGGUUGUACUGCACAAAAAGAGUUGCCCUAUUUGUCGGACGGUCUUCUAUCAGGAGGAACCUGAGAAGGAAACGGAUGUCGAGGCGCAAACGACAAGCGCAGAUGCCGCGCCGACUGUGCCAGAUCGACCUACAACGCCUCCUGUAACGAACUGGCACUACUUCUGGACCGGCCGAAAUGAAAGGCAGAACCAUACUGAGCCAGGUGUGCGAUCGAGUUGGCAGCAAUUCCGUAAUUUCCGCUCCUGAAGCUCAAUCGUUAG
Boeremia exigua is the source of this 928-nucleotide messenger RNA. RefSeq lists its product as uncharacterized. Bases 117 to 914 code for a protein of 265 amino acids. The record is from RefSeq and is a predicted model, not a curated record. NCBI's taxonomy places the organism in Eukaryota, Fungi, Ascomycota, Dothideomycetes, Pleosporales, Didymellaceae. The transcript is spliced from 3 exons.